GGACGGACAGAGGGGACCGUGCCCUCCGGCCUCCUGGGGCGAGGGCUGCGGCGGGAACAUCGGGGCUCGGGGAGGUGGCCUCCGGCGAGCUCCCGCGCUUGGAGUGCUCCGAGGAGAGCCGGCGCCCCCGGAGCCCUAGGGGCCGGAGGGCGCGGGACCUGAACUAGAGGGUCUCCCCUCGGGGCUAAGGCAGGCUUUCCGGGUGCCCCUGAGGGAGGGAAUGGGGCAGAGGCUUUUUUGCGGGCCCGGUGGAAAGUACUGUCUCUGUAUACAGGGGCUUCCACCGGAUGGAGGGUCGUGCCAGCUUUCAGGUGGGGGCGGCGGCAUUAGCGCAUCCCCGUCUGCGGAGAGGCGGGACAGGCGGGGGCGCGGGGCAUUAUUUGCACCUCUUCCCGGCAGUCUCCCGGCGGGAGGGCACCCAGCCUCGCGCGCCUCAGCUCCUUUCCCAGGCACCGCGUCCAGCUCCCGUGCCCGCCCCAGCGCCGCCUUCGCCACCGGACGGAGCCCGGCAACCGCUUGCCCGUGGCCUCGGCAGGUUGUGGGGGUCUCUAGGGUCUGGGGUCUCCCUGCAGCCCCAGGACUUCAGGGUCAGGCUCUCUCCGGACACUCGGGACCGUCCCUCCCCGGGACCGUGAUGAACCUGCGCGUCUACGCGGCCGCCGGGCGAGCGGACCGGCAGUGGUCUCUGUGUGUGCAUGUGUGUACGCGCGUGUGUGCUGGGGGUCCCCGCUCCGGGGUCGGUCUUCCCCGGCGCUCGCAGGUGGGAGGCGUCUCCUCCCCGCGCGGGGGCGGGGCCGGGAGGUGGAGGCCUCGACUGCGAGAGGCGCCCCCGCACCAGGGCGGUCUGAGGCUGUUUGUGCUGAGAUGGGGCAGCAGCAUCGGCGGCGGCAGGGAGUCCUGAGGCCCGAACGUUGGUAGGAGGAGAGGAUUGGAGCUGUUUUCUCCUUGAUGCCAAGAUACGCCAAGCUAGGAGCACUCUGCCCUUUCCACAGUCAUCCACCAAGAACAGGCCUGCAGGACGGGACAAGGAUCAGAGCCUUCCUGCAACCCCGGCCACUGCCUGCUGUCUGUGGGCCUGGACUGUGCGGGCAACUGUGCUUGGCCCGAGUGACAAGGAGGUGGGAGAGGGUAGCAGCAUGGGCUACGCGGUUGGCUGCCCUCAGUCCCCCUGCUGCUGAAGCUGCCCUGCCCAUGCCCACCCAGGCUGUGGGGCCAGGGGCCUGCCAGGGCUAGGAGUGGGCCUGCCGUUCAUGGGUCUCUAGGGAUUUCCGAGAUGCCUGGGAAGAGAGGCUUGGGCUGGUGGUGGGCCCGGCUGCCCCUUUGCCUGCUCCUCAGCCUUUACGGCCCCUGGAUGCCUUCCUCCCUGGGAAAGCCCAAAGGCCACCCUCACAUGAAUUCCAUCCGCAUAGAUGGGGACAUCACACUGGGAGGCCUGUUCCCGGUGCAUGGCCGGGGCUCAGAGGGCAAGCCCUGUGGAGAACUUAAGAAGGAAAAGGGCAUCCACCGGCUGGAGGCCAUGCUCUUCGCCCUGGAUCGCAUCAACAACGACCCGGAUCUGCUGCCUAACAUCACGCUGGGCGCCCGCAUUCUGGACACCUGCUCCAGGGACACCCAUGCCCUCGAGCAGUCGCUGACCUUUGUGCAGGCGCUCAUCGAGAAGGAUGGCACGGAGGUCCGCUGUGGCAGUGGCGGCCCACCCAUCGUCACCAAGCCUGAACGUGUGGUGGGUGUCAUCGGUGCUUCAGGGAGCUCGGUCUCCAUCAUGGUGGCCAACAUCCUUCGCCUCUUCAAGAUACCCCAGAUCAGCUACGCCUCCACAGCGCCAGACCUGAGUGACAACAGCCGCUACGACUUCUUCUCCCGCGUGGUGCCCUCGGACACGUACCAGGCCCAGGCCAUGGUGGACAUCGUCCGUGCCCUCAAGUGGAACUAUGUGUCCACGGUGGCCUCGGAGGGCAGCUAUGGCGAGAGCGGUGUGGAGGCCUUCAUCCAGAAGUCCCGUGAGGACGAAUGCCUGCCGCCUGGCCACUUGCAUCCUCUGAGGACUCAGCCCAGUGUCACUGCCUUUGGGCAGCCUUCCCUGGCGGCCAUCUCCCUGCCCACAGGGGGCGUGUGCAUCGCCCAGUCGGUGAAGAUACCACGGGAGCCCAAGGCAGGCGAGUUCGACAAGAUCAUCCGCCGCCUCCUGGAGACUUCGAACGCCAGGGCAGUCAUCAUCUUUGCCAACGAGGAUGACAUCAGGCGUGUGCUGGAAGCAGCACGAAGGGCCAACCAGACAGGCCAUUUCUUCUGGAUGGGCUCUGACAGCUGGGGCUCCAAGAUUGCACCUGUGCUGCACCUGGAGGAGGUGGCUGAGGGUGCUGUCACGAUCCUCCCCAAGAGGAUGUCCGUACGAGGCUUCGACCGCUACUUCUCCAGCCGCACGCUGGACAACAACCGGCGCAACAUCUGGUUUGCCGAGUUCUGGGAGGACAACUUCCACUGCAAGCUGAGCCGCCACGCCCUCAAGAAGGGCAGCCACGUCAAGAAGUGCACCAACCGUGAGCGAAUUGGGCAGGAUUCAGCUUAUGAGCAGGAGGGGAAGGUGCAGUUUGUGAUCGAUGCCGUGUACGCCAUGGGCCACGCGCUGCACGCCAUGCACCGUGACCUGUGUCCCGGCCGCGUGGGGCUCUGCGCGCGCAUGGACCCUGUAGAUGGCACCCAGCUGCUUAAGUACAUCCGAAACGUCAACUUCUCAGGCAUCGCAGGGAACCCUGUGACUUUCAAUGAGAAUGGAGAUGCGCCUGGGCGCUAUGACAUCUACCAAUACCAGCUGCGCAACGACUCUGCCGAGUACAAGGUCAUUGGCUCCUGGACUGACCACCUGCACCUUAGAAUAGAGCGGAUGCACUGGCCGGGGAGCGGGCAGCAGCUGCCCCGCUCCAUCUGCAGCCUGCCCUGCCAACCGGGUGAGCGGAAGAAGACAGUGAAGGGCAUGCCUUGCUGCUGGCACUGCGAGCCUUGCACAGGGUACCAGUACCAGGUGGACCGCUACACCUGUAAGACGUGUCCCUAUGACAUGCGGCCCACAGAGAACCGCACGGGCUGCCGGCCCAUCCCCAUCAUCAAGCUUGAGUGGGGCUCGCCCUGGGCCGUGCUGCCCCUCUUCCUGGCCGUGGUGGGCAUCGCUGCCACGUUGUUCGUGGUGAUCACCUUUGUGCGCUACAACGACACGCCCAUCGUCAAGGCCUCGGGCCGUGAACUGAGCUACGUGCUGCUGGCGGGCAUCUUCCUGUGCUAUGCCACCACCUUCCUCAUGAUCGCUGAGCCCGACCUUGGUACCUGCUCGCUGCGCCGAAUCUUCCUGGGACUAGGGAUGAGCAUCAGCUAUGCAGCCCUGCUCACCAAGACCAACCGCAUCUACCGCAUCUUCGAGCAGGGCAAGCGCUCGGUCAGUGCCCCACGCUUCAUCAGCCCCGCCUCACAGCUGGCCAUCACCUUCAGCCUCAUCUCGCUGCAGCUGCUGGGCAUCUGUGUGUGGUUUGUGGUGGACCCCUCCCACUCGGUGGUGGACUUCCAGGACCAGCGGACACUCGACCCCCGCUUCGCCAGGGGUGUGCUCAAGUGUGACAUCUCGGACCUGUCGCUCAUCUGCCUGCUGGGCUACAGCAUGCUGCUCAUGGUCACAUGCACCGUGUAUGCCAUCAAGACACGCGGCGUGCCCGAGACCUUCAACGAGGCCAAGCCCAUUGGCUUCACCAUGUACACCACUUGCAUCGUCUGGCUGGCCUUCAUCCCCAUCUUCUUUGGCACCUCGCAGUCGGCCGACAAGCUGUACAUCCAGACGACGACGCUGACGGUCUCGGUGAGUCUGAGCGCCUCGGUGUCCCUGGGAAUGCUCUACAUGCCCAAAGUCUACAUCAUCCUCUUCCACCCGGAGCAGAACGUGCCCAAGCGCAAGCGCAGCCUCAAAGCCGUCGUUACGGCGGCCACCAUGUCCAACAAGUUCACGCAGAAGGGCAACUUCCGGCCCAACGGAGAGGCCAAGUCUGAGCUCUGCGAGAACCUUGAGGCCCCAGCGCUGGCCACCAAACAGACUUACGUCACUUACACCAACCAUGCAAUCUAGCGAGUCCAUGGAGCUGAGCAGCAGGAGGAGGAGCCAUGACCCUGUGGAAGGUGCGUCGGGCCAGGGCCACACCCAAGGGCCCAGCUGAUGUCUUGCCUGCCCGUGGGCACCCACGGACGUGGCUUGGUGCUGAGGACAGCAGAGGACCUCACUGCCGUCACUGCUGGCAGCCUGGGCAAACCGGGUGAGCAACAGGAGGACAAGGGGCCGGGGCGGUGCCCGGCUACCACAAGAACCUGCGUCUUGGACCGUUGCCCCUCCCGGCCCCAAACCACAGGGGCUCAGGUCGUGUGGGCCCCAGUGCUAGAUCUCUCCCUCCCUUCGUCUCUGUCUGUGCUGUUGGCGACCCCUCUGUCUGUCUCCAGCCCUGUCUUUCUGUUCUCUUCUCUCUUUGUUUCACCUUUUCCCUCUCUGGCGUCCCCGGCUGCUUGUACUCUCGGCCUUUUCUGUGUCUCCUUUCUGGCUCUUGCCUCCGCCUCUCUCUCUCAUCCUCUUUGUCCUCAGCUCCUCCUGCUUUCUUGGGUCCCACCUGUGUCACUUUUCUGCCGUCUUCUUUCCUGUUCUCCUCUGCUUCAUUCUCGUCCAGCCAUUGCUCCCCUCUCCCUGCCACCCUUCCCCAAUUCACCAAACCUUACAUGUUGCAAAAGAGAAAAAAGGAAAAAAAAUCAAAACACAAAAAAGCCAAAACAAAAACAAAUCUCGAGUGUGUUGCCAAGUGCUGCGUCCUCCUGGUGGCCUCUGUGUGUGUCCCUGUGGCCCGCAGCCUGCCCGCUUGCCCCGCCCGUCUGCCAUGUGUCUUGCCUGCCCGCCUGCCCCUCCUGCCGACCACACGGAGUUCAGUGCCUGGGUGUUUGGUGAUGGUUAUUGACGACAAUGUGUAGCGCAUGAUUGUUUUUAUACCAAGAACAUUUCUAAUAAAAAUAAACACAUGGUUUUGCA
This is a messenger RNA of Gorilla gorilla gorilla (western lowland gorilla), 5047 nucleotides long. It is a transcript of the gene GRM4, whose product is annotated as glutamate metabotropic receptor 4. The transcript has 12 exons. Gene Ontology annotation, biological process: G protein-coupled receptor signaling pathway. Gene Ontology annotation, cellular component: membrane. The coding region runs from base 1274 to 4108 and encodes 944 amino acids. The record is from RefSeq and is a predicted model, not a curated record. NCBI's taxonomy places the organism in Eukaryota, Metazoa, Chordata, Mammalia, Primates, Hominidae. Gene Ontology annotation, molecular function: G protein-coupled receptor activity.